GCUUCCUCAGGUACAGUGACAGAGAAUCCCCAAAUCUGAAAGGAGGGAAACGCUGACAUGAAAACAGAAAUAUUUGCUUUGAUAUUCCUUUGUCAAAUUAUUGGUCAAAGUUUGUGCCAAAAUGGAACCAGACCCAACAUCGUGAUGGUGAUGAGUGAUGCAUUUGAUGGGCGAUUGACCUUUGAUCCUGGCAGCAGAGUUGUGCAGCUGCCAUAUGUAGACUACCUCAGGGAGCUUGGUACCACGUUCCUCAAUGCUUACACCAACUCACCCAUCUGCUGCCCCUCAAGAGCAGCAAUGUGGAGCGGUCAGUUUGUUCACCUAACUCAGUCGUGGAACAACUACAAGUGCCUUGAUGCUAAUGCAACAACAUGGAUGGAUUUGCUGGAGGCGGAUGGAUAUCUGACCAAGUCAAUGGGCAAGCUGGACUACACGUCAGGGAGUCACUCUGUUAGUAAUCGAGUCGAGGCCUGGACACGAGAUGUUCAGUUCCUCCUGCGCCAAGAGGGCCGGCCUGUUACGCAACUCGUUGGGAACAUGUCAACAGUAAGGAUCAUGGGAAAAGACUGGGAAAACACAGACAAGGCUACACAGUGGAUCCAUCAGAGAGCUGCAUCCUCACACCAGCCCUUUGCACUUUAUCUUGGCCUCAAUCUACCUCACCCCUAUAAAACCGAAACCCUGGGGCCCACCGCAGGAGGAUCCACCUUCCUUACCUCACCAUACUGGCUGAAAAAGGUAUCUUCUGAGCUCAUCACUGUUCCUAAAUGGCUGCCUGUUGCUGCCAUGCACCCUGUCGACUACUACUCCACCUAUACCAAGAACUGCAGUGGUGUUUUCACUGAGGAGGAAGUAAAAAACAUAAGGGCCUUCUAUUACGCCAUGUGUGCUGAAGCUGAUGCCAUGCUGGGCAAAGUGAUUUCAGCUUUGAGAGAGACUGGCCUGCUUGACAACACUGUUGUGAUCUUUACGGCUGACCAUGGAGAGCUCGCCAUGGAGCACCGGCAAUUCUACAAGAUGUCAAUGUUUGAAGGCAGCUCCCAUGUUCCCCUGCUGGUCAUGGGGCCUGGAAUGAUGUCUGGCCUGCAGGUCAACCAGCUUGUGUCCUUGGUUGAUCUCUAUCCCACUGUGCUAGACAUUGCUGGUAUUCCAGCAGCAGGUAUUCUCAGUGGCCACACGCUCCUUCCACUGCUAUCAAAGGCCAGCGCUUUUUCCAAGAAGCAACAUUCCGACUGGGUUCUGAGUGAAUAUCAUGGUUGUAAUGUCAAUGCCUCUACAUACAUGCUGAGAAGUGGCCGUUGGAAAUAUAUUGCCUAUGCAGAUGGUGUGAGUGUCCCCCCACAACUUUUUGACAUAACACGGGACAAGGAAGAACUUCAUAAUGUAGCUCUGGAUCUCCUAGAUGUGCAGGCCCAUCUGGACAAGCUAUUGCGUAGUAUUGUAGACUAUCCAAAAGUCUCUACAACUGUGCAUCUCUACAAUAAAAAAGCAUUUACUGCCUGGCGCCAUAGUUUGGGGAGAAACUACAGCCAAAUCAUCGCUAACCUCAGGUGGCAUGUGGAUUGGCAAAAAGAUGCAUUAGCCAAUGAGAGAGCUAUUGACAACUGGCUCUCUGACUCUUUGAGAUAGUUUUUCUUUUUUUAUUGUUUUUUUUUUUUUUUUGGUUACCUUUAAGGUGUCUUUUUUAAAAGAGCUGGACUCGAACUUCGAUUAAAGCUGACAUCUUUGACAAUGUGAGAGCCAUUGAUGGAUGGCUCUAUGGCUCUUAAUGACAUUUAUACUCUAACAAUUUUAAUGAUGCGUAAUCUCAGAGUAUCACUUCCAAUGUACUCAGUUCACGCUUUGACUUUAUCUGGAUUUUUAUUUGUAUACAGUACCAGUCAAAAGGUUGGACACACCUUCUCAUUCAACUACUUUGAAGAAUCUAAAAUCUAAAACAUAUUCUGGUUUGUUGAGCAUUUAUUUGUUUACCACAUAAUUCCAUAUGUGUUCCUUCAUAGUUUGGAUGUCUUCAAUGUAGAAAAAAAUAAAAAUAAAGAAAAAAAAAAACAUUGAAUGAGAAGGUGUGUCCAAACUUUUGACUGGUACUGUAUGUCUCAUGUCUGACUGAUCAUUUUGCACAAACUUUCAGAGGGACUUCAAUGUAAUACCAUGACGUGACAAUAUUCAAUUAUUAUUUAUCAUUCAAUUCAAUUCAAUUCAGUUUAUUUUGUAUAGCCCAGAAUCACAAAUUACAAAUUUGCCUCAGAGGGCUUUACAAUCUGUGCACAUGAGACAUCCUCUGUCCUUAGACCCUCACAUCCUCUGUCCUUACAC
Anoplopoma fimbria (sablefish) is the source of this 2316-nucleotide messenger RNA. It is a transcript of the gene arsk, whose product is annotated as arylsulfatase family, member K. The record is from RefSeq and is a predicted model, not a curated record. NCBI's taxonomy places the organism in Eukaryota, Metazoa, Chordata, Actinopteri, Perciformes, Anoplopomatidae. The coding region runs from base 58 to 1629 and encodes 523 amino acids. The transcript is spliced from 8 exons.